Trichobilharzia szidati is the source of this 618-nucleotide messenger RNA. Lineage: Eukaryota; Metazoa; Platyhelminthes; Trematoda; Strigeidida; Schistosomatidae. The record is from the annotation of a GenBank genome assembly.
AUGGCUGUUGGUCCUAACGAUGAUAAACCGUCAAUCGAUGUUUUGGCGCAAAUUUGGAAAGAACGCAAAACAAAAGCGUACAAUUCCUGGCCAAAUCAUAUUCAGUCGUCUGAUUCUACUGACUUGAUUGUUGAAAGUAGUAAUUCUCAAACCAAUCAUGGCUCUUUAAUUAGCAGCAAUGAACUAUUGGCUAAUUUUGGUUCACUUCAACACCACGAUUCAUUUGUCAGUCAAAAUGCUCCAGAAGAUCAACCACCACCAGCAGAUGAUCGUAUGCAUCGUCUUACAUCAAAAGAAUAUGUCAGCAUUAAUCGAGAGAUUCUUAACAUGGAGACUAAUGUUGUACUUGCUAGAAACUUUGACAAAGUGAUUUUCGACGGAGGUAUGUCUGGUUGGGAUGUAGCACGUCGUUAUUUCCAUAAUUUAUGCCAUCCAAAUAAUCGGUCAUAUCGAUUCGAUUCUGGUUACAAUGGAGAUAAUAAUGGGGAUACAAUGAUGACUGUUUCCAGUUCUAUGUCACAAAUUAAUCCGCAUAAAAUAAAUAGUUCAAAGGCUAUAUAUUUUUAUAUAUGGCCAGUGAAUCUGUCAGAGUACUGUUGCACUCUUAUUCCUAUAUAG